Molecule: messenger RNA, 153 nt
Organism: Paramuricea clavata
Lineage: Eukaryota; Metazoa; Cnidaria; Anthozoa; Malacalcyonacea; Plexauridae
Source: the annotation of a GenBank genome assembly
GACAGUAGAUGUUGCAGACACGUCGAUUUGUCCCAGUUUGGAUGUUAGAAUUGAGAGUCUGCGCACAAGCAUCAACCCUGAAUUUGGAAUGUUUCCUGGUAGCCUGUCAUCAGAAUCGGAAAGUGAGAGAUCUGAAUCUUCAGAAACAACAAG